Molecule: messenger RNA, 2618 nt
Organism: Stomoxys calcitrans (stable fly)
Lineage: Eukaryota; Metazoa; Arthropoda; Insecta; Diptera; Muscidae
Product: endoplasmic reticulum metallopeptidase 1
Exons: 10
Coding region: 12-2618 (868 amino acids)
Biological process (GO): proteolysis
Molecular function (GO): metalloexopeptidase activity
Source: RefSeq, a predicted model, not a curated record
UUCCGCUGACAAUGGCAUUCCAAAGUUUCGAUGUGAAUUCGGAUCUGAAGGGACCUGAUGAUAAAUCAAAGAAAAUAAACUGGUAUUGGGCACCGGCUUUCUGCGCCUUUUGGUUUUUACUCUUCUAUGUGACAGUGAUUCCAAGUUUCUUCUCUUAUCCGGAGACUCUACGCAUAUCUGAUGAGAAGGCUCAUCCCGAUGAAUUUAUAGGAGAGAGAGCGCAGCUGCAACUACUGGGCUUGUCUUCCAUUGGCGUUAAACUAACCGGCUCUGUGGAGAAUGAGGUAUACGCAGUGAGAUUUUUACUAAAUGAAAUUGAAAAGAUCAAAUCAGCAUCUCGACAAGAUUUGUACGACAUAGAAGUAGAUGUGCAACAUUCGUCGGGUGACUUUUGGAUUUGGGGCUUGGCCACUUCCUACCACAACGUUACAAACAUUAUUGUCAAGUUGUCGCCCAAGAAAUUGACAAGUGAAUCGUAUUUGCUGGUGAAUUCUCAUUUCGAUUCUGAAGUGGGUUCUCCGGCGGCGGCCGAUGCAGGUGUGAUGAUUGUGGUUAUAUUGGAGGUUCUACGAGUGAUUUCUAUCUCUGAAAAUGAGUUGAAGAAUCCAAUCGUCUUCCUGUUGAAUGGUGCCGAGGAGAGUAAUUUUUUGGCAGCGCACGGAUUCAUUACCCAACACAAAUGGGCAACCAACUGCAAAGCUCUAAUUAAUUUAGAUUCAACUGGUUCCGGGGGAAAAGAAGUGCUUUUUCAAACGGGACCUAAUCAUCCUUGGUUGGUUAAGCACUACAUAAAAUCGGCUAAACACCCCUUUGCCACCACCUUGGCAGAGGAACUGUUUCAAAAUAAUUUCGUGCCAUCCGAUACAGACUUUCGAAUUUUUCGCGAUUAUGGCGGCGUUCCGGGUCUCGACAUGGCACAUGCUCUAAACGGUUACAUUUACCAUACUAAAUAUGAUACAUUUCACAACUUGGAGAGGGGUACCUAUCAGACGACUGGAGAUAAUGUAUUGGCUUUGGUUUGGGCCCUAGCAAAUGCCGAUGAGUUGACCAAUCCAGAGGAUCAUGCUGAAGGACAUGUGGUGUUCUACGAUUUCCUGGGUUGGUUCAUGGUAGCCUACACGGAGACAAUUGGUAUUAUUGUGAAUGUAUGCGUUUCUUGUUGCGCCAUUAUUUUUAUAUUCCUGUCGGUGUUUCUCAUGUCCGCAUUGGGUGAUAAGGAUCAAGCGAAACCGGUUUAUAUGCAAUUCUUCACUAUUAUUGGCGUUCAAUUACUCACAGUAGCAGUGGCUGUGGGCUUGACGAUAUUGAUUGCAAUUAUUGUCGAAGCUCUAAACAUUACUCAGUCAUGGUACACCCAAACAUGGAUAAUAUUCGGUCUCUAUUUUUGUCCAAUGUUUUUCGUUUUGGCCAUAGUCCCUGGAUUUUAUAUUAAAUGGCGAAAAAAUGAGAAUACAAUGCGGCUGAACGAUAUUAUCGCCUGUUUUAUGCAUGCCCACUGUCUGAUAUUGGCCAUUAUUUGUAUUAUUAUGACGGGGCUGGGCAUACGAUCGGCGUUCUUUGUCAUGAUUGCAGUGUUUUUCUACACGAUAUCAUUGAUUCUGAAUAUGGUGGUUUUCAGAUUCACAAAAAAAGAUUGUUACUUCGUCAUACACUUCUUGUGUGAAGUGAUGCCUUUUUGGUUCUAUACCUACAUGGCAUAUGUGUUUUUGACAUUCUUCAUUCCAAUGCAGGGCCGAGAUGGCCCCACUAGCAGACCCGAGCUCUUACUCUCAAUGUUCACAGUUCUAUGCACACUGCAUUUUGGGGGUUUUAUUCUACCAACCUUGAAUAAAUUCCGCAAAUCGAAGACUAUUUCUUCCAUGUUCGCCGUUAUAUGCGUUGCGUUCAUCAUCAUUGCUGCGACGCCGGCUGGAUUCCCUUUCACCAAGGACGUCACACCGCAAAGGUUCUAUGUUUUGCACACGGAACGCAUCUUUCACGACUAUGCUGGAUCGGUAGUUAAGAACGAUACUGGCUUUUAUGUUCAACCAGAGGACACUAGACCAACUAGUUUGGACGACUCUACAUUGAAGAACGCAUUGCCACAAUCUUGGAUUGAUGAAGAAUGUGCAACGGAAAUGUUGUGUGGCUUGCCGUUGUUCAGUAUGCGUUGGCGAAAAUGGAAAGAUUCAAUGAAAUGGGUUACAGCAGGAGGACCUAACCUAGUGAAACCCACUGAUCUCAAGCUGAUUUCCAAAACAUAUACCAACGAGACGCAUCUUAUAUAUUCCUUUUCCUUGAGAGCUGCCGAUCGGGUGAUUAUAAACAUUGAACCGCACGAUAAAAAUAAAGUGGUGGACUGGUCCUUUAAUAGAGGCAUGUUGGAUGAACCUGGCUAUGAACCUCCAUAUUCCGCAUAUCACUUGCAGUCUAUGGAUGACUCCCCAUUCCAAUUUUGGAUACAAAUAGAGAGGGAAACGCCCACCCUAGAAGGACCUCAUUUUCGUAUAGGCAUUGGAGCACAUUUUCUCUAUCACACGCAUACCUAUACACAAGAAUAUAAGGACUUUCUAGCAUCAUUUCCGGAAUGGGCAUAUCCAACGCACUGGACUGCAUCCUAUGAAUGUUGGCAUUUUUGA